Talaromyces marneffei is the source of this 501-nucleotide messenger RNA. RefSeq lists its product as uncharacterized. The coding region runs from base 1 to 501 and encodes 166 amino acids. The transcript has a single exon. Lineage: Eukaryota; Fungi; Ascomycota; Eurotiomycetes; Eurotiales; Trichocomaceae. The record is from RefSeq and is a predicted model, not a curated record.
AUGGUCUCCCCUCAUGCUAAAGUUCAUGAAUGGCUCAUGAAAAGUCCAGAUCCACCGCGUCAGGCUAGAGAACGAACGGUUGCUUCUCCAAGAUCACUUCCAAAGCCAUGUCUACAGUAUACGCCUCCCCGUCACGAAGCAAGUCUUCAGUCAUCAUCUAUGGUCUGCAAAGCUGUGACAAGCAAAGCAGUCUCUGAGAACAGUCUCGACACGCAUCAACGUGACAUCGUCGUGAAGGACGACAAGGACGAACGCGGCCAUCCACUUGAAAUCAUUGAUGAAAACCAGGGAGACCAAGUCGAGGAAGAGGGGCACGGCGAUGACUGGGUUCAUCUGGACUGUCUUCCUUCAACUUCUAUAUGGGAAGAUGCAAUGAUCCUGUUUCUAUGUACGGUACAUUGGCUGACUGUUAUGGCGUUGGUGUGCUUCCUGGCCGGACUUAUAAUCGUCUGGACUACAGGCUACAAACUUGGCUUACGAACUCACAGCCAAAAGAUGUGA